Messenger RNA from Daphnia carinata, 3594 nucleotides. It is a transcript of the gene Nmdar2, whose product is annotated as glutamate receptor ionotropic, NMDA 2B-like. Gene Ontology annotation, molecular function: NMDA glutamate receptor activity; transmitter-gated monoatomic ion channel activity involved in regulation of postsynaptic membrane potential. The record is from RefSeq and is a predicted model, not a curated record. Lineage: Eukaryota; Metazoa; Arthropoda; Branchiopoda; Diplostraca; Daphniidae. Gene Ontology annotation, biological process: modulation of chemical synaptic transmission; monoatomic ion transport; synaptic transmission, glutamatergic. Gene Ontology annotation, cellular component: postsynaptic membrane; plasma membrane.
UCAAGACCCGGCCGGACGCGGGUCCAUUUCAAUUGUAAUAUUUAAAAAAACGAAACGGUCCAAAUUUUGUUUUAAGCCGAUGUUUGUUUGUAUUGGUUUGUGUUUUCUUUUCCGCAUUAAUAUUUAUCUCUAGUGUUUCAUUGCGUGUGUAUGUGCCGACGUUAUUACCAUCGGAAUCAGAUAGUGUUGGAUCCCGUGUUAAGAUGAAGCUAUUAAUUCACACCGCUACGGGCAAGACGGCACUAAUUGCAUUUUUGAUUCACUUGGCCAUCUCCGGUUGGUGUUUUACCGGAUCCGUCGCCGCCGGUGGCCAACAUUUCCUGCGGACAAUGGAACCAAACAAUUGGCCCAGCAAUCCAACUAAUAAUCCAGCUCCGCUGUCCGCUACUGGCGGAACAAUUGGCAACAGUGCAACUAUUCGAAAGCGUUCGAUCUAUGCUGAUUAUCCUGGACGUUUGCCUUUAUCAACAAUGACAAUGAUGAGAGUGCAAGAGUCAGCCCUUUACGCGGUUCAAUCCGCCGUUCCAGCAACGGCUUCCGCUUUGGUGUCCGAUUCGUUAAUGAAACGCGUCUCGCUCGGAUUGCUCCUGCCGCACACGACGUUCAGAGUUCGCGAGUACAGCAAAGCCGUCCAAACUGCCAUGAACAGUUUGCGUAAACAGGAUCUCAGCUUCAUCAAUACGUACCGGUUUCAAGUCUCUGAUAUCCACACAGACAUGCUCAAAGUGAACCCCAGUCCCACAGCCAUUCUCGACAUGGUAUGCGAAACGUUCUUGAAACGUAACGUCUCGGCCAUCUUGUUCUUGUCCAAUACCGAGUUGUACGGACGUAACACGGCGGCUGCUCAAUAUUUUCUGCAGCUGACCAACUACUUGCGAAUUCCCGUCAUCGCCUGGAAUGCCGACAAUUCUGGAUUAGAAAAGAGGAGUGCUGGAAAUAAUUUGGUCAUCCAGCUGGCACCGUCGGCGUUUCAUCAGGCCAAUGCGAUGCUCUCGCUUCUCAAGCGCUACUCUUGGAAACAAUUCUCUAUAGUCACAUCGACCGUAGCUGGUUACCGUGAAUUCAUCCAGGCUGUCGCUGAGGCCGCUUACAAAUUUGAAUCGCACAACAGUUACAAGUUCAAAAUAUUGGGCACAGUUUUGGUAAACAAUAAUGCCAGCAAUUUAGGGAGUCUUUUAGGCACCGAAGCGAGGAUCUUACUGCUGUAUUCGACUCGCGAAGAAGCACGUUCCAUUCUGAAGACGGCUGGACAGAUGGGCCUUGCAGGUGACAAGUACGUCUGGAUCGUGACGCAGAGCGUUAUCGGCAGUACUACAGAAUCGCCACCCGAGUUUCCCGUCGGCAUGUUGGGUGUCCAUUUCGAAACGACAGACAAUCAGCUGACCAAAAGCAUAUCUACUGCUCUCAAAGUGUUUGUCAAUGGAGUGGAGGCCUUUCAUCGCGAAUCAAAUUCGUCCUCUUUGCUCAGUCCGAAAGUUUCAUGUGAAGACUCGGCAUCAACUUCAUCGCGCUGGGCUCAAGGCGAACAACUUUUCAAAUAUUUGCAAAAUGUGCGCAUUGAUGUCGAUCCCGGCCGACCUCCGUUGGAAUUCGACGCCGAUGGGACACGCAGUUCGGUCGAGCUGACGAUAGUCAAUUUGCAGCCGAGCAAUAGCGGUGGAUCGGGCAGAGAACUUCUAUGGAGACAAAUCGGUCAUUGGCAUUCUUGGAAAAAGGACGGACUUGAUAUCCAAGAUAUUGUCUGGCCCGGUCACAGCCACGUACCACCUGAAGAUGGUCCAGAUAAGUUUCACUUGAAGGUAGCUUUCUUAGAAGAGCCACCUUUUAUUAGCAUCGUGCCACCUGAUCCAGUUAGUGGCCGAUGUCCUGUCAGCCACGGAGUACCUUGUCACGUUGGCAACCACGUCCCACUAAACGGGGAAAGCGAUCUGGGACAUUCUCCCCGCAAUGUCACUCAAUGUUGCUCCGGUUUCUGCGUCGAUCUACUGGAAAAGUUCAGCGACGAUCUCGGAUUUACUUACGAGCUCAUCAGGGUAGACGACCCAAAGUUCGGCACUCACGUGAAUGGAAGGUGGAACGGGUUAAUGGGAGCACUGGCCAAUCGUAGAGUGGACAUGGUGAUGACUUCCUUAACGGUGAACGCCGAGCGUGAGCACGUCGCUGAUUUUACGAUUCCUUUUAUGGAGACUGGAAUCGCAAUUUUAGUGGCCAAAAGGACGGGCAUCAUCUCUCCUACCGCGUUUCUAGAGCCGUUCGAUACGGCGUCGUGGCUCCUUGUCGGCGUCGUAGCCAUUCAAGUGGCAGCGUUGGCCAUCUUCCUUUUCGAGUGGCUCUCCCCGUCAGGGUACAAUAUGCAAUUAUCGGCCCCAACCAAUCAGCGUUUUUCGCUUUUUCGGACCUAUUGGCUCGUUUGGGCGAUUCUGUUCCAGGCUUCCGUUAAUAUCGAUUGCCCCAGAGGGUUUACAUCUAGAUUCAUAUCGAACGUUUGGGCCACUUUCGCCGUGGUCUUCUUGGCCAUUUACACGGCCAAUUUAGCAGCUUUCAUGAUCACGCGUGAAGAAUUCUACGAUCUGAGUGGCGUCGAAGAUCCCAGACUAAUCAGCCCCAAGAGUCACGAACCUCCGUUCCGUUUCGGCACCGUCUUCAAUACUCAUACGGAAGCUACGAUUCUCAAGCACUACAAAGAGAUGCACUAUCACAUGCGCAACUACAACCUCAACGAAAUAAGCGCCGGCAUCGACUCUGUCAAGCGAGGUGAAUUGGAUGCGUUUCUCUACGAUGGCGCAGUACUAGACUACCUAGUAUCCCAGGACGAAGAAUGCCGUCUUUUAACUGUCGGAUCGUGGUACGCCAUGACAGGUUAUGGAGUCGCCUUCCCACGCGGCUCUAAAUACGUGGCAGCAUUCAACGAAAAACUUCUAGAGUACAUUGAAAACGGCGACGUGGAUCGAUUACGUCGGUUCUGGUUAACAGGAGUAUGCAAACCCUACAAGGAGGAGCGUCAGUUUUCCGAGCCGCUUUCCACUGAGCAAUUUCUUUCCGCCUUCUUGUUGCUUCUAUCCGGUAUCGGAUUGGCCUUUCUUCUGCUCGCUCUCGAGCAUAUUUAUUUCCAUUCCAUUCGACCCCAUCUGACCUCACCGACGACUGGGGCUUGUUGUUCCCUCAUUUCCAUUAACAUGGGCAAAUCGUUGACGUUCCGCGAUGCAGUUUUCGAGACGCAAGAUCGAUUGCGGUCUCAUCGAUGUCGCGACGCUAUAUGUCGACUUCAUCUGCGUCGUUUGAAUUUGCAGUUGGACUGCGUAAGAUCAAGAGUCCGCCAACUGGAAAAACAACUCGGCGAAAGCAAUCAGUUUAUCGGAACUGCAGUAAAUGAUGAAUCGCAAUCAGUUGAAGUGGAAAAAAACUUGAUUGAAUGUCAAGCAACGACUCGCCAACUGCUGGAAGGAAUUCCUGAAAUGGAGACCGUCCUAUAGCGUCCAUCGACGGAACAUUAGGAAUUAAUUUUGACUCUCACAAUCUAAUCACGAGUUUCUAAGAUUACAAUCCUGCCAAUGGUGCCAACGAAAGGUAAACACGACCCUACCUUCGCAAGGC